AUGGAUCCCAAUUGCAUGCUGGAUUACGGUGGAUUUGAGCUGGAUGCAAGGGUCGAGAUUUGGAUGUCGUAUUUGCGGUCUGAGGGUACCACCAAGAAAAGAAGAAACGGCGGCCGCAACAAGAAAGGCCGUGGCCAUGUUACCUUCAUGCGGUGCUCCAACUGCUCGCGUUGCGUUGGAAAGGACAAGGCUAUCAAGCGCUUCACAGUGAGGAAUAUGGUUGAGAGUGCUGCUGUGCGGGAUAUCAGCGAGGCUAGUGUGUACCCUGAAUAUGUCAUCCCGAAGUUAUACAUCAAAAUCGCGUAUUGCGUUUCGUGCGCCAUCCACUCCCAUGGUCAGAGGCUCGUCCCACUUUCUCCACGUCGUCUAACAUUUCGACUAGUUGUCCGUGUCCGGUCCCGUGAGGGCCGACGCAACCGUGCGCCUCCCCCACGUGUCCGAUGGAAAGAUGGGAAGAAGGUCAACCCCGCUGUUGCAGCUGCUGAGGACGCAAAAGCUGCGGCCGCCAAAGUCUGA
Messenger RNA from Cyclocybe aegerita, 516 nucleotides. NCBI's taxonomy places the organism in Eukaryota, Fungi, Basidiomycota, Agaricomycetes, Agaricales, Hemipholiotaceae. The record is from the annotation of a GenBank genome assembly.